Oikopleura dioica is the source of this 1050-nucleotide messenger RNA. The record is from the annotation of a GenBank genome assembly. NCBI's taxonomy places the organism in Eukaryota, Metazoa, Chordata, Appendicularia, Copelata, Oikopleuridae.
AUGUUUUUGAUUUGGUUCAUAUUUUUUUAUAAGGCGGUCCUUUCUGCAGAUUUGAGGGCAAGAAUUCGCAAGGGUUCCAAAGAACGGUACAAAGAGUCUUUAAAUCCUGAAGAUGAGAUUAUAAACAAUCAGAGAAGAGAUUUUUCAGUUUUCAAUUUUUCAGUGCCGCUGGCGGAAACCUGCGUUGAUGAAAAUCUUUUCAAUGAGUGCUACAGUCUAUGUAGAAUCGAAUUUCUCAAAUGCAGGGAAAACUGCGAGAAUGCUCUUUGCGAAACUUCCUGUGAGCGAAAUUUUGAAGAUUGUACAUCAUCCUGUCCAUGCGGGACGAACUGUCCAAAUGGGUGCCUCGGCUGCGCACAUCCAAUUUGUGGCGAUCCUAAUGAUCCGGAAAAUAUUUAUAUUCUUGUCUUCGCGAUGACACUAAGUGAAUCAUAUAUUUUUUCUGGUGAUGGACUUUCGCAAAAAAGUGCACCUAUCGAUUCUGAGUAUUCAAAUGGUUAUGCAGAUAAUGCGAAAUCUGCUUUCAUUCAAGGACAAUUCUAUAUUAUUGGGGGAGAACGACCUUUCAUGAUCUCUAGACUCGAUAAUUGUAGCCUAUCUUUAAUGCCCGCUCGACUUACGAACGACUUUGCUUUUGGGUUUUCUGCUAUUAAUAUUGAUGAUGGACAACGAGGCUGGACUAGCUUGGUCAAUCAUCCUAAAAUUUAUCAUUCUCAUACUUUAACUGGCUUGGAAAGUGGUGCUAUGAUCAUGGCGGGUGGAUACGAUGAAGCUGAAAGAGAUUUUAUUAAAGAUAUCUGGAUUUUGAAUGAUGAAGUAUGGGAACUUAUUGGAUAUCUGAAGGAGUAUAUUAACGUUGGUUCAUCAUUAAAAAUCGGCGAUUACAUCUUUAUUGUCUCUGGUUACGAACGAAACUCAGAAGGUCUUUUUCCCGUGGAGAGAAUCAAAAUGAUGAACGACGAUUUAAUUGAUUCAGUUGUGAUUGGCGGGCAUGAUUUUGAAAGCCUCGGCCCUCCCUUGUUACAAACAAGAGCAGAUUAUUGCGUCUGA